Zonotrichia leucophrys gambelii is the source of this 5716-nucleotide messenger RNA. It is a transcript of the gene PAN3, whose product is annotated as poly(A) specific ribonuclease subunit PAN3. Gene Ontology annotation, cellular component: PAN complex; P-body. Gene Ontology annotation, biological process: protein phosphorylation; nuclear-transcribed mRNA poly(A) tail shortening; mRNA processing. The transcript has 20 exons. The record is from RefSeq and is a predicted model, not a curated record. Gene Ontology annotation, molecular function: ATP binding; protein kinase activity; metal ion binding. Lineage: Eukaryota; Metazoa; Chordata; Aves; Passeriformes; Passerellidae. Bases 203 to 2923 code for a protein of 906 amino acids.
CAACCCCGAGCGCCGGGACCGCUGAGGAGGAGGAGGCGCCGCCGCCCCGGGCCGCGCGGCCCCUUUAAGAGGCGCGGAGUCGCCCCCUCCUCCUCCUCCUGCCCCUUCCGGAGCCGGACCCGGGGUGACGGCGGUCCCCGCGCCCCUUCCCCCUGCCCGCCCCCUUCCCCAUGGUGCCGACCCCGGCGGCGGGGCGGUUGCCAUGAACAGCAGCGGCCUGCCCUGCUCGUCGCCGUCGCCGGUGGUGGGGCCGCCGCCGGGGGCGGGGGUCGGCGUGGCGGGUCCGGCGGCCGGCGGGGCGGGGGCCGGCGGCGGCGGGGCCGUGAAGCUGAAGUUCUGCCGCUACUACGCCAAGGACAAGACCUGCUUCUACGGCGAGGAGUGCCAGUUCCUGCAUGAGGAGCCGGGCGCCGCCCCCGCCGGCCCGGGGCCCGCCGCACCCCCCCUCGGCGGGCUCCCGCUCGGCAUCCCCCCACCCGCCGCCGCCGCCGGGCCGGGCUACUCGGCUCACGGGGCCAGCUCGGGCCCGGCGGCAGCGGUGGUGGGGCCUAAGAAAGCCGAGCUGGGGGCGGGAGGCGGCGGAGGCGGCGGCGGCGGCGGGGGGCUGGAUGGCCCGCGGCUGGCGAUUCCCGGAAUGGAUGGUGGUGGGUUAGCUGAUGCUAAUCUGACGGAUUCAUACUUUAGCACCAGCUUCAUUGGCGUUAAUGGAUUUGGAAGUCCUGCUGAAACCAAGUAUCCCAUGAUGCAGAGGAUGACAAAUAGCAGCAGCUCCCCUAGCCUUCUCAAUGACAGUGCCAAGCAGUAUGCAGGCCAUGAUCCACUAACUUCACCAAAUUCAUCCUUGUUUAAUGACUUUGCUGCCCUCAGCGUAUCUCAAAGGAGGAAGCUGGCAAAACCAGCAUUUCCUUCGUUUAUCACUGACUUGGAGGACAGAUAUAAUACAGUCGUGCCCAGGAAGUAUCGACUGGGAAUGCUGGAUGAGAGGAUAGUUCCGGUGGGAUCAAAAGCAAGAAAAUCAAAGAACCCUAUUGGCUGUCUGGCUGACAGGUGUAAAACAGGAGUACCCAUCAAUAUGGUUUGGUGGAACAGAGUCACAGAAAACAAUUUACAGACACCAAAUCCUUCUGCAAGUGAGUUUAUUCCUAAAGGAGGAUCAACCUCCAGGCUGAGUAAUGUAUCCCAGUCAAGUAUGUCUGCCUUCUCUCAAGCCUUGUUCUCUCACCCCUCCAUGGGAAGUCCUGCUAAUGCUGGGUUAGCACCAGGAAUGUCACUGUCAGCAGGAUCUUCUCCUCUUCAUUCUCCCAAGAUAACUCCUCAUACAUCUCCUGCUCCUCGAAGAAGAAGUCAUACUCCUAACCCAGCAAACUAUAUGGUGCCUACUAGUGCCUCUGCGUCUGUCGCUAAUGCUGUCUCUCAGCCUCCAUCUACUGGCCAGGUGAUCCAGAAGGAAACAGUGGGUGGAACAACGUACUUCUACACUGACACAACUCCAGCACCUCUCACAGGAAUGGUUUUUCCAAACUACCACAUCUACCAUCCAGCUGCACCUCAUGUUGCUUACAUGCAGCCAAAAGCAAAUGCACCUUCCUUCUUCAUGGCAGAUGAGCUCAGACAGGAACUCAUCAACAGACACUUAAUAACUAUGGCCCAGAUUGAUCAGGCUGAUAUUCCUGCAGUUCCUGCAGAAGUGGACAGCUACCACAGUCUCUUUCCUUUGGAACCACUGCCACCGCCCAAUCGGAUACAGAAAACGAGCAACUUUGGGUACAUUACAUCGUGCUAUAAAGCCGUAAAUAGUAAAGAUGACCUGCCCUAUUGCCUUCGGAGGAUACAUGGUUUCCGUCUUGUUAACACAAAGUGCAUGGUAUUGGUUGACAUGUGGAAAAAGAUUCAGCACUCAAAUAUCGUAACUUUGCGUGAAGUGUUUACCACUAAAGCUUUUGGAGAACAUUCUCUAGUGUUUGCAUAUGAUUUUCAUGCUGGAGGAGAGACUAUGAUGAGCAGACACUUCAAUGACCCUAGUGCUGAUUCCUAUUUCACAAAACGAAAAUGGGGUCAGCAUGAUGGACCUCUGCCACGGCAGCAUGCGGGGUUGCUUCCAGAGUCUUUGAUAUGGGCAUAUAUUGUGCAGCUCAGCUCUGCUUUACGGACCAUUCACACAGCAGGACUGGCGUGCAGAGUUAUGGAUCCAACCAAGAUUCUGGUAACAGGAAAAACAAGGUUACGAGUUAAUUGUGUUGGAAUCUUUGACGUUUUGACAUUUGACAACAGUCAAAAUAAUCCACUGGCAUUAAUGGCUCAGUUUCAGCAAGCAGAUCUGAUCUCCCUGGGGAAAGUUGUGUUGGCUUUGGCUUGCAAUUCUUUAUCAGGAAUUCAAAGAGAGAAUUUGCAGAAAGCAAUGGAACUGGUGACAAUCAACUAUUCCUCUGACCUGAAGAAUCUGAUUUUGUAUUUGCUGACUGACCAAAACAGACUUCGCAGUGUAAACGAUAUCAUGCCUAUGAUUGGUGCACGAUUCUAUACUCAGUUGGAUGCUGCUCAGAUGCGAAAUGAUGUUAUAGAAGAAGAUCUAGCAAAGGAGGUGCAAAAUGGAAGGUUGUUUAGGCUUCUAGCAAAAUUGGGAACAAUCAAUGAGAGGCCAGAGUUUCAGAAGGACCCAACGUGGUCAGAAACUGGAGACAGGUAUUUACUAAAGCUCUUUCGAGAUCACCUUUUCCAUCAGGUGACAGAAGCGGGUACUCCUUGGAUUGACCUCAGUCACAUUAUCUCAUGUCUUAACAAGUUAGAUGCUGGUGUGCCAGAAAAAAUAAGCCUCAUUUCCAGAGAUGAGAAGAGUGUACUUGUGGUAACUUACAGCGAUUUAAAACGCUGCUUUGAAAAUACUUUUCAAGAACUGAUUGCAGCCGCAAAUGGUCAGUUGUAGUAUUUGCUGAAAGCAUGCAGGACAUUGCUGAGGAACUUAACCUAUAGCAAAUUGCACUACAGCUGAAUUGUUGUUGUCAUCUCAUUUCACAUUUGGGAAACAAACAGGAGAUGAGCAAAGCUGCUUGCACUUCAGUCAGGUACACUGUUACUUGAAGGGAAGAAUGUUUCACUUAUCCUAGAGCUAAGGCUGCCAUUGGAGGCUUUAUCUGUGAAGAAUUUAUUUUAGAUUAAGGAACACAUCAGGUGCAUGAUGUUCCUACUUUUAUUUUUUCCACUUGUAUAUGCACUAAUUUUAAUUUUUUUAAGACUUUUCUGAUCUCUGAAGUUUUGCCACAUUGUAUACUUAAGGGAAACUCUUUGCAAGGACAUUUCUGGGAUACAUUUUUGUCACUGAGGAUAUAGCAAAAUUUAUUCAUUUUUGAUAUUAUUUGCACCCAGAAUAGCAUAAAGGACCAGGUAAAUAAUUUAAUAGAAAUUGUGUUCUAUUAAUGACCUUUUAGUUCGUAACCUCUGUAAAAGUGUGUUGUAUGCAAGCUCUGUAUGCCACCCACUGUUAGCUCAAAGAAAUGUGAGAAGAAACAACUUUUCAAAACCAGUCAAGUGAAGUAUUGGUGAAUUGACUAAAAAGGAAAGAAAGUCCCCUGUCAUUUGAUUUAAACCUUGUCUAAGCGAAGUGACGAAAACAGCAUAAUGGGAAACAUCUUUAAUUUAAGGAGCAUAUCAAACUUGCUCUAAACACAACCAGCGCCUUUUAAAAACUGUUUGUACAUUUUCCUGGUAGUCAGAAGCAUUUACAUUUAUGCAAUUUUUUUAAUAGAUUUUUUUUUUAAAGAAAUUGUUUAAAUGCCUGAAGUUUCAGGAGUGUAUUACUUUAGGUUAUUUACAGUAUAAUUUUUGUAUAAAGUUCUGUUCUUUGAACCACAGCUUUAUUAUGGUACGCUACACUGGAUACAGAUACAAAGACACUGUUAAAAGAAGAUUAACUAAACACAGCAGUUGUCUGGCAUCAAGAGCUUUUCAAGUUUUACGGCCUGAAUCUGGAGGGAUAAUGAUCUGCUGUGCCUUUGCAGUCACUGCUUAGCCCAAAGUAAUAUUACUUUUGCUAAUACUCAACACAUGAAUAUUCCUGAAGUAAUUCAGUCUCAAAAGUCUGGAAUUUUGCUCCUCAAUUACCUUUCUAAUUUUUGGACAUGCAGUUGUCUCCAAACUUGGGUAUUCAUGGGAUUUCUAGUUAAACACCUACACUUUGAUACUGAAGACUGCCAAACAUGUAGGAAUUUCCUUUCUUAAAGCAGUAGUGAAGACUGUAUCUAUCCUUUCCCAGCACUGAAUGUUUUAAUAGCACUGGGUGCUCACCAUGAAGAAAAUGUGGAAACUCAAAAGGUCAGGACAGACUCUAAGCACUUGCAACUGAUGUUACUGACAUCAAUUUUAAUGAUUCUCAAUAUUUGUAGUUUUCAGAGAAGUUUUUAAUAUUUCUCUGUCCACUUUUAUAAGCUUUAAAAUGAUUCUCCGCCUUGAGACUUGCAUCAAGAAAAAAGCAACUCUCUUCACAUCGAAAGCUUUGAAGACUAGGGACAUGCUUUACACAUUUUAGAAAAUGUGGUUGAAUCCACAUUAAGUAGCAUCAGUUGUUGAGUUUAAAAAUCAAUUAUUGUUGCAAUUUUCAAAGAAACAUAAUGUUUAAUAUUCAAACGAUAACAGUUGCCAGAAUGUUCUUUUUAAUAUAAAAGGAACAGGAACUUUGAAAAGUGAACAUGCAGAACAGUCUUUUAUCAUUAGCUCAUGUAUUUGAGGAAGAGCAGCUGUCUUUUCUAUGUUUUUUGACAAAUCAUAUUGUAAUUCUUUUGUACAAAAAAAGAAGUACUUGUAUUCUAGAAGAAAUAUGGAAUGCUUAAUUUAUAAGCGGGCUGAGGUUUUUUCCAGUAUUGUUUUCUUUGAAAAUGAAAGGGGAUCAUCUGUUCAGUUGUGGGGUUUGGGAACCUUUGAAAAUUUAAUUUGUGGACCAAUAUUUUGUGGAAGUGUAAGGCAGGGGUAAAAUAGGGCUUGAAUUCUCAUCCUUUUUAGACCAGCAUACCCUCUGCAAGACAUGUCUAAAUUGCAAACCUGUGUGUAUUUGCAUAAUGUCAGUUUGCUUCAGCCCCUAGUAACCUCAGGACUUGGUUUAAAAAUAAAAAGGUAGACAGCUAAUAAGUUUUCAUACAUAAUGUCAGCCAGAAAAUAUUUGGUGUCAGGUAAUACAUAAAAUUAAAAAGAAGUUGAGCUUUGUUUUCUAUUUAUUUUAUUUGGUCGUAUUUGGGAAUAAUUUGAACAGUCUGAAGUUCAGCUUGGGUGUUUUUUUUGGGGAGAGCCCUUCUACCCCAUUUUAAUUCCAUUUAGAAGGUUGUCCUAAAGUUGUAGUUUGAUCCAUUCAUAGGAAGAACUGUGUAUCUGUAUUUAAAAGAAGAGUCACCAGGAUGUGCCCUCCCAGAUGGGAAAUUUAUUUCUGACCUUCCUAUUUUUUUACAGCUAAAAGCACAGAAGGGACAACCUUUGAAAUCAUCUGAUGUUGGUCAUUUUAAUUUUUGUACCUGUUUUAAAUUUUGUUGCUGUAUUUACUAUAUUGUAAAUAUUUUGUUGAGGGUACCUAUGUAUUUUUGAUUUGCCCUUGUUUCAGUAAUUCAGGUGUCAACUGCUUCCCCUAAAAAGCACCAGUAUGUUAAGUUCUAAUGUCAUGAUCCCAAUAUGUGUUACUCAUCUUUAAUCCUGUUUUCAUUGUUCAUGUGUACAGCAGUAUUUUUAAUAAAGAAUA